This is a messenger RNA of Rhizoctonia solani, 1194 nucleotides long. RefSeq names its product alkaline phosphatase. Gene Ontology annotation, cellular component: fungal-type vacuole membrane. Gene Ontology annotation, molecular function: alkaline phosphatase activity. Bases 1 to 1194 code for a protein of 397 amino acids. NCBI's taxonomy places the organism in Eukaryota, Fungi, Basidiomycota, Agaricomycetes, Cantharellales, Ceratobasidiaceae. The record is from RefSeq and is a predicted model, not a curated record. The transcript has 12 exons. Gene Ontology annotation, biological process: dephosphorylation.
AUGAUACCUCAAUCUCCAGUCAAGUUUUCGUAUGCCGCGCUUGUUACGUCUGCUCUUUGGGCUCCCCUGGUUUCAUGCAAGGAACACCAGCUUCCCGGGGUAGCUGCUCGUCAAGCCAGUAGUCCCUCAAGGGAAGGCAUGGAAUGGGCAACCAAAACCUGGCGGGCCAAGGGCUCGAAAAAGGUCAGGAAUCUGAUUUUGACGAUCCCUGAUGGCUUCGGUCCCGCUUUGGAGGUGUUUGCUCGUGAUUUUGUUCAAUGGAAUAAUACGGCGACUGGAUGGAAUUGUCAGCUCGGAUCCGACAAAGUUCAAAUUGGCUCGAUUCGUACUCGCUCUACAGACUCUUAUGUGACAGACUCUUCUGCCAGUGCGACAGCCUACUCAUGUGCUAUCAAAACUUACAACGGAGCCGUCGGAAUCGACAAGACGGGAAUCCUUGCGCAACGGUACUCGAAGCUGCAAGCUUUUGCCUCUCAUAUUUAUGAUCGAGAGGCAGAACCAACCAUUGCGGAGCAGAUUGUGGGGGAUCAACCACUUGGGCGUGUGGCUGAUUUGCUUUUGGGAGGAGGAUUGUCCAUGUUUUGGCCCAACACUACGACCGGAUCCUCCCGCAAGGAUGGUCGUGAUCUUCUGGCCAAAGCCAAGAAAGCGGGCUUCAAUGUUUUUACCACUCGCACAGGGUUCGACGCACUCAAGGUGGAAAGCCACGAAGAACACCAAGCAGGGAUUUUUCAUUAUGAUCAGGCAUCGCGAAUUGACCAUGCGGCACAUGCCAACGACCCUGUAGGACACCUUCAUGAAAUUAUCAUGUAUAACGAAGUGGUUGAUUACCUCCGGGAAUGGGUUGACAAGAACCAGGAUACCGUUAUGAUCGGAACUGCCAUCACGAAUGCGUACGGAAUUAAUGACGCCAACUCGACGGAGAUUGCAGUCGCAAAAGCCAACAAAGGUAAUACUAACUUUGUCGAUACCCAUAUUGGUCAGGCUAUGGGCCGCCGUGCAAUGAUCAAGUGGGGAACUGGCGGACAUACUGCCGUAGAUGUAAACCUCAUUGGUUACGGACCAAACAUUGAGCGCAUGGCUGGAAACAGGGAUAAUACUGAGGUCGGACAAUUCAUCACCGAUCAACUUGGGCUUGACUUGCCGUCGGCGACCAACCUCUUGAACAUAAAAAGAAUGAAAAAUGGCUGGUAG